This is a messenger RNA of Echinops telfairi (small Madagascar hedgehog), 4077 nucleotides long. RefSeq names its product cAMP regulated phosphoprotein 21 (gene ARPP21). Gene Ontology annotation, cellular component: cytoplasm. The record is from RefSeq and is a predicted model, not a curated record. Gene Ontology annotation, molecular function: nucleic acid binding. Lineage: Eukaryota; Metazoa; Chordata; Mammalia; Afrosoricida; Tenrecidae. The transcript has 21 exons. The coding region runs from base 1012 to 3555 and encodes 847 amino acids.
UAGGACUGACAGAGCGACGGACAGGUGGAGCCAUCAGUCUGAGAUCGGGAGAGGACGCGCGGAGAGCGCGCGAGCGCGCAGCGAGAGAGAGAGAGAGAGAGAGAGAGAGAGAGAGAGAGAGAAAGAGAGAGAAGCACUUGCGUGCUUUCUCUGUUCCAGACGCCCUCCUCCGUCUGAGGGAAGCGGCCAGGGCCGAGGAGAGGGCGAGGGAGAGAGGCUGAGGGCGCCGCCAAGGAGGACAGGGAGCUGGCAUCGCAGAGGGACAGACAGACGGACUCAAAGACUGGCUGCCAGCGAAACGCUGGAGCAUCCGAGCUCUGGCGAGCGCACACCCGGCACCUAGCUGCAAGUCUGAGCCACAGAGGGCAGGCAGACGGACAGACGGACUGAAGGGCACUUAGGCGGCCGGCGGCCCUCUCCCCGCACACCCCGCAGCCCGCGGGGCAGCGAAGGCGGCGGCGGCGCCCUCGGAGCGCGCCCGGAGCGGAGAUCAGGCAGCAGGGGCACCGGGACGAGAGCGGCAGCCACCACCUCCACGUUGUCGCCACAACCGUGGCCACCUCAGCCCCGCAGGGAGCUCAGCGAAUGCUGUAGAGAGCUUUUUUUUAUUAGCAGUUAAAUAAAUCGACAGAGAGAGAGAGUGAGUGAGAGAGAGAGAGAGAGAGAGAAGCAAAGACAAAAAGCCACGCCAAAGAAAUCAAUCAUUGAGAAACAAUAUUAGUCAAAGUCAAAAACUAAAUCAAAUCAGUCAAGGCCACCAAGACGCUGGGGGGAUAGCCACUGUUUCGUGCAGGUUGACGAUGAUGUGUCAAACUGUGUGAGGGCAUCGCGGGGAGAUGGGCAUUCGGCACUGUUAAUGGGGACAUGGGACUCCGGCUGCCUCUGAUCACUGGCGUGGACUUUCCUGCUGUAGAGAGACAGAAGCCGUUGUUCCUGAGCUAUCGGGACCCACCGCGGGAAUUCGGCACAGAAGGGCAUCUCAUCUUGUUAUUUUAAUUUGUGUCUGGGAGCAUGUCUGAGCAAAGUGACCUGCCUCCGACUAUCAUGGAGGAAGGGGAAGGUGGGACUGAACCGGAGCCGGCCACUCCGGAGAACGGCGUAGUUAAAUCAGACAGUCUGGAUGAAGAGGAAAAGCAGGAACUGCAGAGGCGACUGGCAGCUCAGAACCAAGAGAGAAGAAAAUCCAAGUCAGGAGCAGGGAAAGGUAAACUGACUCGCAGUCUCGCUGUCUGUGAGGAAUCAGCCAGACCAGGAGGCGACAGUCUUCAGGAUCAGGAACCAAUUCAUUUACAGCUUUCCAGUUUUCCCAGCCUGCAAGAGGAUGAUAAAUCUAGAAAAGAUGGCUCUGAAAAAGAAAAAGACAAGGAUAAAAACAAAGAUAAAACCUCUGAAAAACCCAAGAUCAGAAUGUUAUCAAAAGAUUGCAGCCAAGAAUAUACGGAUUCUACAGGCGUAGAUUUACACGGGUUUCUGAUUAACACAUUAAGGAAUAACUCCAGGGACAGGAUGAUACUCUUGAAAGUGGAGCAGGAAGUUAUUGAGUUCAUUGGUGACAGCAACAAUCAUUAUAAAAAGUUCCCUCAGAUGUCAUCAUAUCAGAGGAUGCUUGUGCACCGGGUGGCAGCUUACUUCGGCCUGGACCACAAUGUGGAUCAAACAGGGAAAUCUGUUAUCAUCAACAAGACCAGCAGCACCAGAAUACCAGAGCAAAGGUUUUGUGAACAUUUAAAAGAUGACAAAGGUGAAGAACCCCGGAAGCGGUUUAUCUUGAAGCGCGAUAGCUCUAGUAUUGAUAAAGAAGACAAUCAGCAAAACAGAAUGCAUCCCUUUAGAGAUGACAGACGAAGUAAAUCAAUUGAAGAGAGAGAAGAGGAGUAUCAGAGAGUGAGGGAGAGAAUAUUUGCACACGAUUCAGUUUGCUCCCAGGAAAGCCUUUUUGUGGAAAACAGUAGGCUCUUGGACGACAGUAACAUAUGCAAUGAGACCUAUAAGAGAAGACAGCUCUUUCGGGGCAACAGAGACGGCUCAGGAAGAACAUCUGGGAGUCGACAGAGCAGCUCGGAGAAUGAACUCAGGUGGCCAGACCACCAGAGGGCCUGGAGCAGCACCGACUCGGACAGCUCCAACCGCAAUCUGAAACCAGCCAUGACCAAGACAGCAAGUUUCGGUGGCAUCACCGUGCUGACCAGAGGGGACAGCACAUCCAGUACCAGGAGUACCGGGAAGCUGUCCAAAGCAGGUUCGGAGUCUUCCAGCAGCACAGGCUCCUCAGGAUCUUUGUCGCGCACCCAUCCACCUCUCCAAAGUGCAACCCUGGUCUCUGGUGUGGUGGCCAGUUCUGCGGGCUGUGUGCCCUAUCCUGAGAAUGGACUGGGAGGGCAGGUGGCUCCCAGCAGCACCGGUUAUAUUCUCCUUCCACUGGAAGCUGCAACAGGGAUCCCGCCUGGAAGCAUCCUUCUUAAUCCACACACAGGCCAGCCGUUUGUGAAUCCUGAUGGAACGCCUGCAAUAUACAACCCACCCACCAGCCAGCAGCCCCUGCGGAACACGAUGGUGGGGCCGUCUCCUCAGCACCCGCAGCAGCAGCCCUCUCCUCAGCCUCAGCAUCAGCAGGUCCAAACGUCACAGCCACAAAUGGCGGGCCCACUGGUCACUCAGUCUGUCCAGGGGCUGCAGGCUUCCUCUCAGUCAGUGCAAUAUCCAGCAGUCUCUUUUCCUCCCCAGCAUCUCCUGCCUGUGUCUCCAACGCAGCACUUCCCUGUGAGAGAAGAUGUGGCAACACAGUUCAGUCAGAUGAACCUGAGUCGGCAGUCCUCAGGAGAGACCCCUGAGCCCCCCUCAGGUCCUGUCUACCCAUCAUCCCUCAUGCCACAACCAGCCCAACAACCAAGCUAUGUCAUCGCCUCCACUGGCCAGCAGCUCCCACCAGGGGGCUUCUCAGGCUCUGGAACACCCAUCCCCCAACAAGUCCUCCAGCCCCCUCCCCCACCACAGGGAUUUGUGCAACAGCCUCCACCUGCACAGAUGUCCGUGUAUUAUUACCCAUCUGGUCAGUACCCUACCUCAACCACACCGCAGUACCGGCCCAUGGCCUCCCUUCAGUACAGUGCUCAGCGGAACCAGCAGAUGCCACAGACAGCACAGCAAGCAGGAUACCAGCCAGUCUUGUCUGGUCAACAGGGGUUCCCAAGCCUAAUGGGAGUGCAGCAGCCACCUCAAAGCCAGAGUGUGAUGAGCAACCAAGGAACUCCGGUGCAAAGCAUGAUGGUCUCCUAUCCAACAAUGUCUUCUUAUCAGGUGCCAAUGACCCAGGGUUCUCAAGGAUUGCCCCAGCAGUCAUACCAACAGCCAAUCAUGCUACCUAACCAGACCGGUCAAGGGUCACUCCCAACAACUGGAAUGCCUGUUUACUGUAAUGUCACACCGCCAACCCCUCAGAACAACCUGCGGCUGAUCGGCCCACACUGCCCCUCCAGUACUGUCCCUGUGAUGUCAGCUAGCUGCAGGACAAACUGUGCAAGCAUGAGCAAUGCGGGAUGGCAGGUCAAGUUCUGAGAGCUCUGGUUCUAGUCCAUUUCUUCAGACAUUGCUCAUGGCCUUUAAGGGAAGAGGGGCCACAUGGGAAAGCUGGCCGAGGACUUCACUAUUCUCUUAACACUCAACUGGUUGCUGCUGGUGUUCUGUACAAAACAAAGACUAAUACACAUGUUAGCUGGUUAAUGGUGCAUAUUUCUGUCAUGUCUGCUAGGUAUGCCUUUAUAGCUUAGCUAGUGACAUGAAUUCAUCAAGGUAAGAUUUUUUCCUACCACUGAAUACCACUGUGUAGACGAUAAUAUCUCUAAUUUGAAUUAGUUUUGUACUCUGUGUUGAGUUUGUGAUGAGAAAAGUAUUUAAAAAAAUCUAUACUGAAAUUACCUUGUACCAAAGCUGUAAGGGGAAAAGAAAAGAAUUGAUGAAUGGAAGGAAUAAUUUAUAUACACUAUAGAAUUUUCUUUUUUAAUGGAUAUAUACUGUAUUGUAGUGUUUAAUCAAAAUAAAGUUAUUUGACCUUAUGGAGGAAGGUCAUUUUUACUACCA